Messenger RNA from Notolabrus celidotus (New Zealand spotty), 1970 nucleotides. RefSeq names its product APEX nuclease (apurinic/apyrimidinic endonuclease) 2 (gene apex2). The record is from RefSeq and is a predicted model, not a curated record. Gene Ontology annotation, biological process: base-excision repair. Gene Ontology annotation, cellular component: nucleus. The transcript has 6 exons. Bases 101 to 1813 code for a protein of 570 amino acids. Gene Ontology annotation, molecular function: DNA binding; phosphoric diester hydrolase activity; zinc ion binding. NCBI's taxonomy places the organism in Eukaryota, Metazoa, Chordata, Actinopteri, Labriformes, Labridae.
CACACUUCCGCUCGUCCCCGUCUUGAUUUCCGUUUUACUUCCGGGUGUGCACUUCGCCUUGCUGCGGUGUUUUCAGCCAAACAACAGUGGUUCUUACACCAUGAAGAUCCUUACCUGGAACAUAAAUGGCAUAAGGACUUUCAGAGGAGGCAUUAAAAAGGCCCUCGAGUCCCUGGACGCAGAUAUAAUCUGUGUUCAAGAGACAAAAGUAACAAGAGACCUGCUUGAUGAAAGAACUGCUAUUGUUGAUGGCUAUAACUCCUACUUCAGCUUCAGUAGAGGACGCAGUGGCUACUCAGGAGUUGCCACUUACUGUAAGGACAGUGCCACUCCAUUUGCUGCUGAGGAGGGUCUCACAGGUCUGCUGACCAGUCAUGAUGGUGCUGUUAGAUGCUACGGGGACCAGACUGAGUUCUGUAGCGAGGAGCUGCAGCUUUUGGACAAUGAGGGUCGAGCAGUUAUCACACAACAUAAAGUCAUGUGUCAGGGCAAAGAGCAAACAAUUACAGUCAUCAAUGUAUACUGUCCACGUGCUGAUCCUGAGAAGCCGGAGCGGAAGCAGUUCAAACUGCAGUUCUACAAGUUGCUCCAGUGUCGGGCUGAGGCUUUGCUUAAAGACGGGAGCCAUGUGAUUGUUUUAGGGGACGUAAACACAUCUCACCGGCAAAUCGAUCACUGUGACCCCAGUGAUAUUGAGGAUUUUGGUGAAAACCCUGGGAGGAAAUGGCUGAAUGGCUUUUUGCACGGUGGCAGUCAAGAAGAGGAAAGCACAGAAGAUGAACCUGAUGAAGACUCUCAGGUAACUUUGACAGACUCAAACAACACUGGGAAAUUUCUGGAUACCUUUAGAUAUUUCCACCCAACUCGUACAAGCGCCUUCACAUGCUGGUCCACUCUCACCGGAGCGCGGCAGACCAACUAUGGCACACGCAUCGACUACAUAUUCGCAGACUGCCAGCUAACCAAGGAGCAGUUUGUGGAUGCAGACAUCAUGCCGGAGAUGGAGGGGUCAGAUCACUGCCCUGUGUGGGGGAAACUGAGUAGCUCUCUGGUACCCAGCUCCAAACCUCCUCCCCUCUGUACUCGCUACCUGCCGGAGUUCGCCGGCAAGCAGCAGAAACUGUCCCGCUUUCUUGUAAAGGUGGACCAGAAGCCAGUUCAGUCUGAGCCGAGGGAAGCUUUACCUGGAUCACAAGAGGAGGACGAGAGGAGGGAGAAUUUAAUUCCAGUUGGAGCUGGUAAGAAACGGUUAUUAACAUCAGACGCUGCUCUUCCAAAGGGGAAAAAGGCAAAGACGGUAAAGGCUUCUCCAAAGCCACAGGGCAGCCUACUUAACUUUUUCAAACCCAAACUCACAAAUGUCCCCUCAACUGAAGCCUUUAGUGAAAAAGCCUUCAGUCAGUGUGAAGUCACCUCGUCACAAAACUCCCAAAAGUCUUCCACAGCUAGUGAGGAGGAGUCUUCAGUCACAAGCACGGUACCUGAAGUUACUGAACCUGUCUCGUCUGAUUCGACUAAGCUCUCUACCACAGAAGAAGAACAGGUGAAGAGGAAACAGUGGACCCCACAGCCUUCUGGAGGUAACACCGAUUCAAAGAAGGGGGCAUCAUCAGUGUUUUGGAAGUCGGUGCUUCAUGGACCUCCACCGCCGCCUCCCUGCAAGGUCCACAAGGAACCCUGUGUGCUCCGUACUGUAAAGAAAGAGGGGCCCAACAUGGGCAAACAGUUCUUCGUGUGCUGCCGACCUCAGGGUCACACCUCCAACCCAGAAGCUCGCUGUAAUUUCUUUAUGUGGGUCGAGAAAGGGAAGUGACAUUUUUACUGUACGGACUGUAAGUUGGGUCACAAGUCAAACCAAACCAAACAUGCAUUUUAAGAUUACUUUGUAGAUUUUUCAUCCUCACACAGAUGUGUUUUGUUUACUUUGUGUUUUGUAGUUUUAUAAUAAAUAGUAAUCUAGUUUUCUAUUA